This is a messenger RNA of Armigeres subalbatus, 1484 nucleotides long. Its product is annotated as chromosome-associated kinesin KIF4-like. Gene Ontology annotation, molecular function: ATP binding; microtubule motor activity; microtubule binding. The record is from RefSeq and is a predicted model, not a curated record. Gene Ontology annotation, cellular component: microtubule associated complex. Gene Ontology annotation, biological process: mitotic spindle organization; spindle elongation; microtubule-based movement. Lineage: Eukaryota; Metazoa; Arthropoda; Insecta; Diptera; Culicidae. The transcript has a single exon. Bases 106 to 1482 code for a protein of 458 amino acids.
UGUCAAAUUGCCAGUUGUUUAAUAAACAUCUACUUUGGAUUGCCUAUUCUCGACAGAACGUAAAAAUUCCGAAUCAAAUUCAAAACAAUUUCCAUCGUUAUUUAAAUGAGCGCCAACUCGAUCGCAGCGAUUCCGGAAACAGUUCAGGUGGCAGUGCGAAUAAGGCCCCUGCUGCAGUCGGAGACUCGAAUGGGAUGCCAAAGCGUUACCGAGCAGCUCAAUCCGAGCGAGCCGCAGAUACGCGUUCGUGGCAGCGAUCAGUUCACGUUCAACCACGUGUUCGACCCCAUCUGCAGCCAGCGGGAGAUCUACGAGAAAAGUGUCAAAUCGAUUGUGGAGAAGCUGCUGGAAGGUUUUAAUGUUACCAUUCUGGCGUACGGACAAACCGGAUCCGGCAAGACUUACACGAUGGGAACAUCGUUCGAUGGCAAAUAUGACGAUACCUUGGGGAUCAUCCCGAGGGCGAUGUUGGAUCUGUUCGAUCGGAUCGACGAAUAUGAGGAGUUUCGAUGUGUGGUGACGUGUUCGUUCGUGGAGUUGUAUCAAGAGAAUGUGUACGACUUGCUUUCGUAUCGGAAUAGGUUCGAAAAGAUGGUGGGAAUCAGAGAAGAUGCAACCGGUGUGAUAAUACCGGGACUGACGGAAGUUCCUGUGAACAAUGCUGAGGAAGCCCUACGGUGGUUAAUCCAAGGUGCCAGUGCCAGGGCGGUUGCUCCAACGUCGAUGAAUAAGGAAUCUAACCGAAGCCACACCAUGUUUACACUGACGGUGAGGAAGAUCAAACAUGAACAGAUAGUGACUAUAUCCAAGCUUCAUUUGGUGGAUCUGGCUGGGUCAGAACGGUCCAAAAAGACUCGAGCAGUUGGUGAUCGGCUUCGCGAGAGUAUCCACAUCAACAAGGGGCUUUUGGCUUUAGGAAAUGUGAUCGCUGCGCUUGGAUCCGUUAAGAACACCAAAGGGUACAUUUCGUAUAGAGAUUCCAAGCUAACCAGGUUGCUGCAGAACUCACUUGGGGGCAAUUCCAUUACGCUGAUGAUUGCAUGCGUGUCACCGGCAGACUACAACGUUGAUGAAACGCUGAGUACCCUUCGGUAUGCUGAUCGUGCACUUCGGAUUCGAAACAAACCUAUCGUCAACGCCGGAGAGCUAAGCAUUCGAGACGAAAUCGAGCGGCUUAAGCAGGAAAACCAGGAUCUUAGAAGAGCAUUGGAUCAAGCGCAAUCAACGCCAAUGAUUGUAUCCAAAAACGACCGUUCUAUCAAGAAACUUCAAGAGCAAGUACGAAUUUCAAACGCCAAGCUGCAAGAAGUGACGAAAAAGUCAAACCAGCUGGAAUUCCGGGCGUCACUAGCAGAAGAAACGUUGGAUCGAAUCAGCAGUUUGCUUCCACUGAAUGAUAAGGAUAAAUUUAUACAACGAAUCGAUGAGAUAAUGGGCCGUUUUCGAAAAGAAAAUUUGUCGUGGAGUCAAAAAUCGAACUAAAU